AUGGUCAAUGAUGUGGCCAAGCACUUCGAGGGAGGGUACACCGAAUUCACAUUUCUCAACUUGGAGAAUGAUACCAUGUUGUCGAAAACGUUCAAAGACGGCUUUCAAAUGGAAUUGGGAAUUGGAGCACGUCAGCAGCAGAUACCACAGAUUCUCGAAUCAGCAGAUAUAACACGUUUGUACCCAAAGUUGACUGUAGAUAAGUAUUCUGCUUGUGAAACGGGUAACACGAACAGUCAGUUCGUUGUCGGAAUAUUCGAGCCAUCCGUACAUGAUGCCGGCAUGUCCUUUAGCAGUCAUCGAAAUAGAGAUACCAAUUGCAGCAAUCACCAUGCUGCUGACGAUUUUUCAGUAGCCGAAAUG
This is a messenger RNA of Opisthorchis viverrini, 363 nucleotides long. RefSeq lists its product as hypothetical. The annotation marks the transcript as partial. The record is from RefSeq and is a predicted model, not a curated record. The transcript is spliced from 3 exons. NCBI's taxonomy places the organism in Eukaryota, Metazoa, Platyhelminthes, Trematoda, Opisthorchiida, Opisthorchiidae.